Acanthochromis polyacanthus (spiny chromis) is the source of this 4520-nucleotide messenger RNA. RefSeq names its product myocilin (gene myoc). NCBI's taxonomy places the organism in Eukaryota, Metazoa, Chordata, Actinopteri, Pomacentridae. The record is from RefSeq and is a predicted model, not a curated record. The coding region runs from base 2500 to 3951 and encodes 483 amino acids. Gene Ontology annotation, cellular component: Golgi apparatus. The transcript is spliced from 5 exons. Gene Ontology annotation, biological process: osteoblast differentiation; signal transduction.
GGAAAACUCCACUUUUGACCGCUGCCUUUGCACUCUGAGAGUCAGCAAAAGGCCUGGCUUGUGCUUUCUUUUAUCUCUUCUCAUUACCCGACUAUUUUAUUGGUUUGCGACUUUACUGGCGGUGUGGAUUCCCAAGAUGGCACUAACGUUGGAGGGAGAGGAGCCUGUUAAGCGUUAUUGUUCUGACAGACCCACCGCUCUCGUGUUCCCCAGAAAGUAGAUGAAAACACAAACUGACAGCUCUGCCCUUUGCUCAGCCAGAGCUACCAAACGCUUUUUAAGGGAGCACAAAUUAAAUUGGCCCAUCGGGAGCAUUUGCUUUACUGAACUGAGGCAUCUGGCCCUCUGGCUCACACAUGGCGGGAGACGACGGCUUCAUUUCAGCUGUGAAGAUGAAGAGGAAAGCGGUUAUUUCAUCUCAUGCACUUUUUUAAAUAUUGUAGUGAAAAGGCCGAAUGGUAGUUGGAUGGUCACUGCUUAGCUGCAGAAGUUGUAAAGUCUUGCUGGGAGUAGUGUCUGCAGCUCUGUUCAGGUGUCGCUGGCAAACCUUAACUGCGAACAUGUAGUCUGGAGGUGUGAGUUUCCAUUGUCCUUCUAUAUGUAAGGGGAAAAGAUUUUUGUUCCACUAUCGUGCAAAAGUGUCUGAGGCAUUUCUGUCCUCUUGGCCUGCAGAGACACUCCCACAUUGGCAGCACAGGAUGUUUUGGUCUUCUGUUAGGGCUCAUAGUGGAUGACUUAAGAUUCCGGGCAUAGCGGCGGUUAUAUGACUCACAUAAAAGUGAAUUAAACCCACAAGAGACGAGUGUGGACAAUAUGCCAACCAGCAUUCGUCAGUCGCAGACACACACACCCUCUGACCAGUCCAGUGCAGGCUGAUCAGUUGGAGGUGGACGUGUCAGAGGCUGGAGAAUAAAUAUCCACCAAAACAAUCCAUCACUCCAGCUACUUUUCCAGGAGCUCCUUGUCUUUAUAUUCUCCCUAAUGUCCAUUUAGAUGUGAUUUUACCACAUGUUCUGCCUUUUCUCUUUGGGUAUUUUAAUAAUUGAAAUGCCUUAACAAAUUUGUGUUCCCAGACUGUGAACUCUGCAGCUCAUUUUUUUUCAAGCUCAAAUGUACCUUUGUCAUCCAUUUAUCCAUCCAUCUGUCCAGCCAAUCAUUGGCUCGCCUCAUUAAUCAAGAUAAGCAGCUCAAGUAUCACCAGCUGCAUGUAAACAAGUAACACCAGAAGCAGGAGAGGAUGGGAUCGACGUGCAAGUAAGUGUGUUUUCAAGGCACUUCAUCUUGUUGCACUUCCAUCUCUCCUCACCUUUGCCCUGAAGUAGACGCUUUGGAGAUCUGGUUUUCCAGGCGGGUCGGGAGAGAUGGAUGGACACGCACUGAAGUAAGGAGAUACGAGGGAAAGAAGUGCAGGAGAGGAUCCAGGAAAGAUCCAAGGAGCCCAAACAAAGAGGCAGGAUAUGAGGGUAAGCUGAGAGCCGCAGCGUUUAGGACUGUUGGGAUUGGAUGCUGUGCUCGUCCACACACCUGCCUGGCUCUGUGCUACUGUCUCACUUCCAAGUCCUGCAUCCUGCCUCUCUGAAGAGAGCCUCCAUAUCGCAUGACUGCAGAAGCGAGACUUUACUUCGACAUGUCAGUGAUGCUGUGUUAAAUUCAAAGGGACCAGAAGGGAGAGAUGGGAGGCAGACAAAUCCACCCUCAUGCUCACAUGUUAAAUAUAAAUGAAUGUAAAGGCAUCAGUCUGCAGUGACUUUGAAUACAUACGCACACUAACUGAUCACAACAAACCCUGCUGAGGGAAGACGGGGUCAGCGCCAGGUAACCAGUCAUCGAAUGACUGGUUACCUCGACUCUUCUUAUGGUGACUAUUAUUGGCAGCUUUGUGUCACAUUGUGGCCCCGUGCCAGUAUGAAAGAAGACACUGGCUCCUCAGCAGGAAACUGUAUCCAACAAGGAUCAUUUUUUUCUGCCAUGCUUGACCCAAACUUCAGGAAAAAGUCCUCAGACACACGGGACUGCAUCAGGGAUAUAGAAAGGCUUUUAAUAAUAAUAAUAAAAACAUCCCAAAAACAGCUUUUUCAGAGAGACAAAGUCAAGCUUAUGCAAAAAUGUCUGUUUUUGUCCCCAAAAUAACCAGUAUCCAUUUCAUUUCUUUCUUUCUUCGUGCCUCACCCCUCCCUGCCUGAUCUCCACCCCUCCCUUCCUUUCACCUCUCCUCUCUUCCCUUUUUUGCUUCCCUCCUUCUGUCCCAUCCAGAUUGUAUAAAUAUCUGUGAACUGUUGGGGAGAGCUCAGUGUUGCAGACCUGAACAAGAGAAGGAAGGAGAGAAACAACUCUGGCAGCAGCAGGGAAAGAAGAGACACCUGAGAGAAGACAGAAAAGACAGAAAAUCAUCACCUGAAACUGUUUUUUUUUUUUUUUUUAGAAUAAUACAGAAAAAAAGAAGAAACAGGACAGAAAAGGGGUUUAUACAGUGAGCUUUGUGGAAGAAGUGUUUCAAGCAUGUUCCUGCUUCUCUCAUUGUGCAUGUUGGGUCUCCUGGUGAGAGGUGAAGCUCAGAGCCGAGCCUCUCUGUGGAAGGAAAACGACAGAAGUGGGCGAUGCCAGUACACCUUCACUGUGCCCAGCCCUGCAGAGAGCAGCUGCCCGCAGAUGUCGGGUCCAGAGGUGGACGGUCUGAAGGCGAGGCUCACCAUGCUGGAGGUGCUGGUGGCCCGGCUGACCGGAGGGGAGACUCAGCUCCCAGGGGGUCGCCAGGGGCCCGGAGCCAGAGCUCAGAGUGAGCUCCAGGAGACGCUGAAUCAGGCGGUGGGAGAGAGGAACCUGCUGCGGGGGGAGAAGGAGCGUCUGGAGAGGGAGGUGGAGGGGCUUCAGCGCAGGAUGGAGGAGAUGAGGAGGGAGACGGAGAGGCUGAGGAACAGACCCUGUCCUCCCCAGACCCCAGUGGUCCCACCCAGCCAGCCUCUGCAGGACAGGAGCCCCAAGAGACCCACUGGUGGCUCCAAUCCGAUGUCUCACCUGAUGACCAGGCCAAACAGGCAGGGAGACAGCAGCAGCAGCCUGAGAGAUUCAGCCUGGCAGUAUGGAGCUCCGGGUUUUCAGGAACUGAAGGCUGAGGUGACGGAGGUUCCUGCUCCUGACAGCAAUGACAACGACACAGGUUGUGGGGUGCUGGUUUCAGUCCUUGAGCCGGUUACUCACAGGAAGGCCGACAACAUCGCAGGUAAAUAUGGUAUUUGGAUGCAGGACCCUGAGGCUGUUUCUCCGUAUGGACCCAACAUGAUUUGGCGUAUCGAUGCCAUCGGCACUGAGGUGCGGCAGCUGUUUGGUUAUGAGGAUAUGGAGCAACUCUCUAAAGGCUUUCCAUCCAAGGUGCUGCUGCUGCCAGAACUAGUCGAGAGCACCGGAGCUGCUUUGUUCCGAGGCUCCCUGUAUUAUCAGAGACGUCGCAGCCGCACUCUGAUCCGCUAUGACCUGGCAUCAGAGACCAUCGCGGCCCGUCGUGACCUUCCCCACGCCGGCUUCCAUGGCCAGUUCCCGUACUCCUGGGGAGGCUACACAGAUAUCGACCUGGCUGUGGACCAGAAGGGGCUGUGGGCCGUGUACUCCACCAGCAAGGCCAAAGGGGCGAUCGUGAUCUCACAGCUCGACCCGCACAGCUUGGAGGUGAAGAAGAGCUGGGAAACCAACAUCAGGAAGAACUCCGUGGCCAACUCGUUCAUGAUCUGCGGCAGGCUGUACACCGUGGCCAGCUAUGCCGCUCCUGAAACCAUCAUCAACUACAUGUACGACACUGAAACCAGCCAAGGGAAGACUAUCGCCAUACCUUUCAGGAACAAGUACGGCUACAACAGCAUGGUUGACUAUAACCUGGCUCAGAGGAAGCUGUUUGCCUGGGACAACUUCCACAUAAUAUCCUAUGACCUCAGGCUGGGUCGCCAGCAGGCCAACUGAGGCCAACAUGAGUGACUGCUGAGAAGUGACCUUUGCUCACCUGUUCCUGCUUCAAAGACUCACAGCUUUAGAGCUUUACUUGAGUGGCCACAGUAGUUAGAAAGCCAGCACCAUCAGUUUAUACAUGUAGAAGAGCCUAACUACCAAACUGAAGACAUUUGAGGAACAGUGUCCCCGGCAGGUCUGCUUUUCUUUUUUAUUUUCUCAGUGGGAGGGCUUUUUUUUUUUUUUUUUGCUGUGGCUUGAUCCACAAACAUGUUUUUAGAGGAAUUAUUUUUCUACCGCCUUUAAUUCAGAUGUAUGAUUUUGUUGUUUUCUUGUUAUGCUAUAUUUGAGGUCUGGAAAAAAAAAGCAUAGUUCAAUUUCACUCACUAAGUGGGACAAUCAUUGCAUACAAUCUUCAACUCCCGUGGUACGACAUGCCCUAAAAUGUUUCACCAGUCAGCACCAUCUGUCAAAUAAACUGCUUCCUCACUUAGUAUGUAUUGAAUAUUGCAUGUUCUUGUACAUUGUAGUCAACAUAAUGUUCAAAACCAUCCUGAAAUAAACUUUAAAAUUCUAAAGUACAA